This is a messenger RNA of Coregonus clupeaformis (lake whitefish), 1533 nucleotides long. Its product is annotated as testis-specific serine/threonine-protein kinase 5-like. Gene Ontology annotation, biological process: protein phosphorylation; microtubule cytoskeleton organization; intracellular signal transduction. The transcript is spliced from 7 exons. The record is from RefSeq and is a predicted model, not a curated record. NCBI's taxonomy places the organism in Eukaryota, Metazoa, Chordata, Actinopteri, Salmoniformes, Salmonidae. Gene Ontology annotation, molecular function: ATP binding; tau-protein kinase activity; protein serine/threonine kinase activity. Bases 154 to 1455 code for a protein of 433 amino acids. Gene Ontology annotation, cellular component: cytoplasm.
UAGUGUGGGCAUGAUUAUAGCUAAAUAUUACAAAGAUUAAUAUCAAAUAUCUGUCAUGCAUAAAAUCAUUUGAUAGGGAGCAUAAUCUGAGAUGCACAGGAAAAGAGAUUCAGCCACUAGGAGAGGAAGUGGAUUGAAGUUAUAUACUUUAGUAUGAGUGCAACUGGCACGAGAGUAGAGGACUCUGGGAAGUCGCUUCAUGAGUGGACCAUAGAGUGUCGAGAGAAUGGCUACCUUCUCUCUGGCAAGAAGAUUGGGACAGGUGCUUUCUCCAAGGUCUACCUGGGGUACGCUACCCCAAAUAAGAUCAGCAAGAACUACAAGCUGGCCAAUGACCUGAGGAGCAAGAUCCACAACAUGGUCCAGCUGUAUGACAUGUUCCGUUCACUGAAGCGGUUCUAUCUGAUUCUGGAGCUGGCUCUGAGCGGAGACCUUCUAGAACACAUCAACGCCGUGUCCCAUAGCAAGGGCAGCCCGGGCCUCAGUGAAGAGGAGGCUCGCAGGCUCUUCAAACAGAUAGUCAACGCCGUCAUGCACUGUCACAACAACCACAUAGUACACAGAGACCUGAAAUGUGAAAACAUACUAUUGGACAAGCAAGGAUUUGUGAAAUUGACUGACUUUGGCUUUGCCAACCACUACACAGACAGGAGUGUUCUGAUGAACACCUUCUGUGGAUCCGUGGCCUACACUGCCCCAGAGAUCCUACUGUCUCGCAAAUACAAUGGAGAACAAGCUGACCUGUGGAGCCUAGGGGUGAUUCUGUAUGCCAUGAUCACAGGGAAGCUGCCCUACCAUGAGAAGCACCCCCGCAAACUGGUCCAACUCAUCAGGAAAGAGCUGCCGUUCCACCACCCAGUUUCUUCAGGCUGCCAGGACCUGACUAAGAAGCUGUUAGAGUGGCAGCCCACCGCCCGCCUGCCCCUGGAACAGGUUAACAAACACCAGUGGUUGAUGCCCUCCAUGACUGGCCUGCUCUACAAGCUCCGUGCCACCAAGAGCGACAUCGCCCAUAAGAACAAAGCCUUGGACAAGAAGCUUAAAGACGAGCCAACUGGAUGUGUAACAGGCCCCUCCUGCCACUCGGGCCCUGGUAACCCCACCCAUUCAUCCUUCAGCCACACCAGCCUGCCUGAGAGGCCCCAUCGGACUGUAGUGGCCACCCACUACCGCCCCGGGGCCAGCAGCGCAGGCUGCCAUCGCCGUGAACCGCCACAGGAGAAGAGAGAGGAGCCGCCCUGCCCCAAGCCCCCCUUGGUGUCCCCCUGUCGGCUCCUGAUGAGACCCACCCAAAGCCAGAGCACCAACCGUCUCUUCGUGACCCGGCCCCGGCUGCCCUUUGCCCCAAAGCCCUUCCAUAACCUCCCCAACUUCCGGAAGCCUGGCUCGGCCAACAGGCAGCUGCAUAGCCCCUCAGGCAAGCUGACAGCAGCAGCACCCCCAAGCACCUUCUGAGGAUUUCUACUCCUGGGUACUAGCCUAGGAGGCUGCUAACCAUGGACUCUGUCCAUUAGGGACUGAAACAUUUUGGGA